Nakaseomyces glabratus is the source of this 2325-nucleotide messenger RNA. RefSeq names its product serine/threonine/tyrosine protein kinase MPS1 (gene MPS1). Gene Ontology annotation, cellular component: kinetochore; nucleus. Gene Ontology annotation, molecular function: protein serine/threonine/tyrosine kinase activity; ATP binding; protein serine/threonine kinase activity. Gene Ontology annotation, biological process: spindle pole body duplication; mitotic spindle assembly checkpoint signaling; protein localization to kinetochore. NCBI's taxonomy places the organism in Eukaryota, Fungi, Ascomycota, Saccharomycetes, Saccharomycetales, Saccharomycetaceae. The record is from RefSeq and is a predicted model, not a curated record.
AUGGGGAAUCCAUAUCACAGUGAAUCAGAUCAAAUAUGGCGCAUCUCAAGUCAAGAUUCUGAUGAUGGAGAGAUCGGGAACCCACCUAAACUGAGUAAUUUUGGUUCAGAACUUAUAUCUGAUGCAAUAGAGAAUAUCAAUCCCAACCGGUCAGAUAAGAAACUGAUAUCUGAAGAGACACGAAUACACGAGUCUCACAGUCAGCAACUGAAUACUGAUAUAAACCAGUCCACUAGAGUUACGCAUAGUGCAAGUAGCCCAUUAUACUUUGAGGACACGUCUCCAUCAACAAUGUUUGUGCAAUCUCAAGCUUCUGCGCAACCAAGUGCCACAACAUAUGAUAUCAGCUCGCAGGAUUAUUCGGAUUCAAGUAAGAGUUUUAUAAAACUCAAAUCAAAACAGGAUACUUUGAAGCAAGAACUUACUACCAGAUAUAGUGAAAGAAGGACAAGACGAUUUUUGCAUGCUACAAAUAGAACUACAAAACUGGGACCAGCUCUAAGGAACUUAACAUCGCCAGCCUUGGCUAUAAAUGAUAAUAAUUCAAUAGAUAACAAGAUGAAUGAAACUAGCAAAGUGAACUCUAGCUUUGAUACCAACAAUGCAUAUGUGGAUUUUCAUCAGACUAAACAAGACAUAUAUACAUCUGGAGAAGAGCACAAUAAUACGAAGGAUAAUGGAAAAAUAGGAGCAACACAACAGAAUGAUUACUCCGACAUAAAUAUUCAUGAAUGCAAUCCCAUUCAAUAUAUGAAGAUGCAUAACUUGCCCACUAGUGAACUUUCUAAAAUUUCAAAGGCAUAUUUUGAAAAGCAGAAAGAGGAAAACAGAAAAAAAGCCUUAAAAAAUGUGAAUAUGAAGCAAUCUUUAAAUUACGACCUGAAACACUACUCUAACUCUUUUCCUAGCAUCGAAUCCGGCAAGGAGAAUAACCUAAUUCAUAACACUGAGAUUGAGGAUUUUAAUGGAAGAGGACAUUCAACAAACAACCAUAGCAGCUCAUAUUUAAGUAACUCACACUCACAUCCAGUAUCGACUCAAUUUGUCGAAUCAGCAAAUAUAGAACUCGAGAAACCUACACUUAAAAAGAGUUUAAGCAAUGCUGAUUCAUAUAGACAUACACAGAGAGAAGCUUUACAAAAUAUAGAUGUUAACUCAAAUGUAAGGGAUGGUGCUAUUGACUAUAAAAGACAAAAAAUAGCAUUAAAAGAUAGCGAAUUCGAUGGGAUAUUGGACAAGAAAAAAUAUCGAGGUAUAAAAAGAGUUGAAAUUGUCGAACCACCAACUUCUACACGUCCCCCUAGCCGCAAAAAUGUGGUCAGUGUAAAUGGUACCGAAUAUGAACGUGUCGAACUUUUAGGACGGGGUGGUUCAUCUAACGUAUAUAAGGUACGAGGUCUCAAGAAUAGGGUUUACGCUUUGAAAAAGGUAUCCUUUGAUGAAUUUGAUGAAUCCAGUGUAGAAGGUUUUAAAGGUGAGAUCAGCUUAUUGAAACAAUUACAGAACCAGAAUAGAGUUGUUCAAUUAUAUGAUUUCGAGAUGGGUUCCGGUGUUUUAUAUCUCUUGAUGGAGUGUGGUGAUUAUGACCUCUCUCAAGUGCUCCAUCAAAGGGCCAAUCAACCAUUUGACAUGGAGUUUAUAAGAUAUCAUGCAAGAGAAAUGGUCACUUGUGUAAAAGUAGUGCACGAUGCAGGCAUUGUGCAUUCGGAUCUAAAACCGGCAAAUUUUGUUUUUGUUAAGGGUAUAUUAAAAAUUAUUGAUUUUGGUAUUGCCAACGCUGUUCCAGACCACACUGUUAACAUUUACAGAGAUAUGCAAAUUGGUACACCAAACUAUAUGGCACCAGAGGCGCUUGUUGCUAACAACUAUACUGCAGACAAUGACGGCAAAUAUGAUCAAAAGACAAAUAAAUGGAAAAUUGGUAAACCUGCAGAUAUUUGGUCGUGCGGAUGUAUUAUAUAUCAAAUGAUCUAUGGUAAACCACCAUACGCCAAAUAUCAGGGACAGGAGAGACUACUCUCCAUAAUGGAUCCAAAUGUCAAAAUUGAAUAUAAAGAAGUUCUCCCCGAUAAAACUGUAAUCCCGAGCUUGGCUUUAGAGCUGAUGCAAUACUGCCUAAUGAGAAACCCUGAAGAAAGAUGGUCUGCAUUGCAGAUUCUCGACUCACCAUUUUUAAACCCAUUGAUGGUAUCGCAAGAUUUCAUCAAGAAUUUGAUAACUACUGCAGUAUCUUAUGGUGCUAGAGAAGGUGAUGUCUCUCCAUCAAGGUUAGAGGCGCUUACUGAUAGCGUUCUCGCAAGACUAGCUGAUUUUAGAAUGCAUUGA